Amaranthus tricolor (Joseph's coat) is the source of this 3593-nucleotide messenger RNA. RefSeq lists its product as uncharacterized. The record is from RefSeq and is a predicted model, not a curated record. Gene Ontology annotation, cellular component: vacuole. The transcript has a single exon. Bases 78 to 1505 code for a protein of 475 amino acids. Lineage: Eukaryota; Viridiplantae; Streptophyta; Magnoliopsida; Caryophyllales; Amaranthaceae.
GACUAUUUGGGUUAAAUCCCUAAAUCUCUACUUUCGCAUCAAGUCAUAAAUCUUGAGAUUUUGAGUUUCAUUGAUCAAUGGAAUCUCGCCACUUAUCAGUUCUUCCCAUAACCAAGCACACCCAAUCUCAACAACAAGAACAAGAUCAUGAUCAACCAAAUUCCAAAACACCUCUUCUUUCUUCAUCUUCUUCAUCAAAAUCAAAUCAUCUAAGCAAAAUUAUAUACGUUGCUCUCCUCUUAACCACCUUCAUUUCUCUCAUUUCCGCUUUAUUCUUCUUUCACCCCCCAAAAAAACUCCAAUCCGCCAUUAGACCUCAACUUAAGCUUCCUCAUCCUGUAGUCAUCUUGAUUUCCUCAGAUGGGUUUCGAUUCGGGUACCAAUUUAAAGCCCCAACACCAAACAUUCAUCGAUUAAUCAAAAAUGGCACCGAAGCUGAAAUGGGUUUAAUCCCAGUUUUCCCAACAUUAACUUUCCCUAAUCAUUAUUCGAUUGUUACUGGUUUAUACCCUCCUUAUCAUGGGAUUAUUAACAAUUAUUUUGUUGAUCCUAUAACAGGAGAUAAGUUUACAAUGUCGAAUCAUGAUCCCAAAUGGUGGCUUGGUGAACCCUUAUGGGAGACUGUUUCAAAACAUGGGAAAAAAGCUGCUACUUAUUUCUGGCCUGGAUCUGAGGUAAAAAAGAAUUCAUGGGAUUGCCCAAUUAAUUUUUGUAUGAAUUAUAAUGGUUCUGUCCCUUUUGAGGAUCGCGUUGAUACUAUAAUUAGUUAUUUUGAUUUGCCUGGUGAUGAAAUUCCUGUGUUUAUGACAUUGUAUUUUGAGGAUCCGGAUCAUCAGGGUCAUCAAUUCGGGCCGGAUGAUCCGGAGAUUACAACUGCUGUUGUUAGAAUUGAUGAAAUGAUAGGGAGAUUAAUUUUAGGGUUAGAAAAAAGAGGGGUUUUUGAGGAUGUUACUAUAAUCAUGGUUGGUGAUCAUGGGAUGGUUGGUACUUGUGAUAAGAAAUUGAUAUAUUUAGAUGAUUUAGCUCCUUGGGUUAUGAUUCCUCCUAAUUGGGUUCAAUCUUAUACACCAUUGCUAGCAAUUCGCCCUCCGAUGGAAUCUCCAUCGGAGAUUGUAGCGAAAAUGAAUGAAGGGUUGCAAUCGGGGAGGGUCGAGAAUGGGAAUCGUUUGAGGGUUUAUCUUAAGGAAGAUCUUCCGAAAAGGCUACAUUAUGCUGAUAGUUAUAGGAUUCCACCUAUAAUUGGUAUUGUUGAAGAGGGUUUUAAAGUAGAGCAAAAGAAAUCUAAUGAGAGAGAAUGUGGAGGUGCACAUGGAUAUGAUAAUGCAUUUUUCUCUAUGAGGAGUAUUUUCAUCGGCCAUGGCCCUCAGUUUGCGAGAGGACGAAAGGUGACAUCGUUCGAGAAUGUUCAAAUAUAUAACUUGGUUACUUCCAUACUCAACAUUGAAGGAGCUCCAAAUAAUGGUAGUUCUUCAUUUCCUAACUCUGUACUUUUGCCUUAUGCAUAGAAUUUGUGCAUAUUUUUUGAGUCAUUGUUGCCUUGAGUUAGAAUGUUGUUAUUGAUCCAAGCGUCAUGGUGUUGUGACUUGUGAAUGUAUUCCAAAUACUUGUUUCCACUUGAUUUAUGGUUCUAUUCUUCUGCUAAACCUUUGAUUGGGAAAAUAGUGAUUGGAAUCUAGGAUUGUUGUAGUGUGUAUGCAAGUGUCAAACUUUAUCUAACUGGAAUGUUUCAUACAUGAACUUUGAUCCAACAAUAAUAAGCUGUUUGGUUAUUGGUAUUAAAUGUUAAGUGCAUAGUGUAAAAAAUGCGUUAAUGAAACAUUGAAGCGGUAACGGGAGUGAGGCGAUUAUCAUAGCGCCUGAAUAUCAGUCGAAACCGUAAGAUAUCUUUUGAUACAGCUCAAAAUGCAGUUUUUCACACUUUUACGGCGCAGGAAAUAUCGGCUCGUUUAUUUUGAAAAUCUUUACAAUGCAAUUUAUAAUCCUAACAAUUCAUAGUACGUGUGUUAAGGGUUUAAUUCGAUUCGUUGGUAUAUCCGGUACGGUUCACUCAAUAGACAAUUUAAUUAGCAUUUCACCAAAGACUAGGAUGGAAACUCACUUUGGAUACGAUCUUCUCCUGAUUUAAUCGGAGAAAAAUAAUCUGAUAUGAAUUUUAAGGGAAAAAAUGUCCUACUUUACCACUAUAUAGUUUGACUCUGAUACAAUCUGACAUCUUUUUAAUUUUGUUUAAUUAUUUAUUUUUUAGUUUAUUUUAGACAAGUUCAACAUUUUAAGAUUAAUGUUGACGUAUCAAUGUGCCUUUUUCAACUCUUGUUUUUGUAUUUAUCAUUGGUAAUGUAGUUAUUGGACUUCACUAUAAAAGGAAUUUUCCUAAUACUCUUAACACAAUUUUUGAUAGGUCUAUCCAAAAGACAACAUUGCUAUGAAUUUACUUUUGUUACUAAGUAGAAUGGGAGAGAAUAUUUGCUAUUUGCUAAUUCAGGUGUUCAAAACAAAUUUGAUAAUCGGUUACUUACCUAAUCGUAAUGGAACCUCAUUUUGACUAAACUUCAAAAAUAAAUAUAUAAUUAAGAAAAAAAAAAAAACAUCAACACAAUUUGAUUUUGAACUGAUUUGAAACACCUGAAUCUAAAUUAACCUACUACCCAAAUAAUUACUUCUAAUCAUAGCAUGUUUAAGUUAUCAAGUGGAAUUGAUGGGACUAUAAUGUAUAUUUACGUGGGAUUUAGCAAAAUAAUAGUCUAUUCAAAAAAUAUUAUUGUACUGAGUUUGUAUAUUGUUAAAUGGAUUUGAUUCUCAAAAAAAAUAUUAUUAUCCGACUCCGCAAAAGGUUCGAGAAUUGGAGAAAUAAACAUGUAAUUCUAAGUCGAAGGUGAAAAAGUUCGACUUUUAUUCGGUGUUGUAUGUGCUGUAACAUGACCAUUAGUCUCAAGACCCUGAAAAAGAAAAGACCCUAAUCACCACCAAAAACGAAGGACAGGACAAAGUAACCAGGAUCCCUUUAGAGGUUCUGGCUCCCUGAGAAGGACGACUUAGCUUCCUGAAGGACUAAACUUACUCCUCGGUUAAAAUUCAGGACAACAGGACUCACUGAAUUAGUAGGGUCAUAUCAAAAGGGCCCUGGCAGAGAAAGAAGAAUAUAAAUACCUGCAGGAUGAUUAACCCUGCAGAACAAUAGCAUCGGAAACGAUGACGUGGUAUGAGACAACUGCAGUUAUGGUCAGAAAAGUUGUCAACACUUGUAUAAGGCAAGACACUACACCUACCUCGUACCCUACCCAUAUAGGUUUACUAAAAGACAAGGAGGGGGGACCAUGUUGUAAGGAUCAGCAAACCACCAAACGCCACAUAGACAUACGAAAUAUUCUAUCUCUCUCUCUCUCCACUGAUCUCGAGAAAGAUUCCAUUAAGUUAAAAGCCUAAACUGUCAUUAGGGUUCUGGAAACCUCUCCUAAGGCCCACCACUAUAAAUAUACAGUGCCAUGCAUCACCAAGGGUAACGUAACUUUUACACUGAAAUCCAAGCAUUAUUCCCUCAUACAAAUAGCUCUAAUUCCUUAAAAACUGUAUCAGCAAUCAUCUCAAAACCCUUA